CUCCAAAUAGUUUCCGAAUCAAUGAACCGAACAGAAGCAAAGAGGAAAGUGUCUCUUUAAGACAUUUGGACCCUGCCGACCCCUCCCCUCUCUCCACCGGGAGCGCGCACCUCCUAUAAGUAGCGCGCUCAUGGAGAGGAUGCACGAGUCCGCGAGUGUCAUGCGCGUGUACGUCAGCGGCAGCAGCCUUGCUCUGCAGCUCGGACGGACGGACAGGUGUACGGCAAGCAGCAGCUGACAAUCUUCAUUUGAUGGAGCACUGAGGACACCUGGACACACCUGUGCGUCACCGGAACCAGCGAGUCGGUCCAGAUGUUGAUCCACUCAUAUUCAGCCAUGGAGCGCGCAGACGGACUCAGCGGCUCCUCUCCGAGCGGCCGCCUCUCCCAGCUCUCCUCCCUCAACCAGGCCGCCUACUCUUCGGCUCCCCCGCUCUGCCACACGCCGGCCUCCGAUUUCCAGCCUCCGUACUUCCCUCCCCCCUACCCGCAGUCCUCCCUGCCGUACUCCCAGAGCCAGGAAUCGGCCUACUCCCACCUGUCGGACCCUUACCCCUCCAUCAACUCCAUCCAUCAGCACCAGCAGGCUGCAUGGCAUUCCCAGCGCUCCCGCUCGGAGGAAGGCGGCCUGCUGUCACAGUCUCACCGGGCUCUGAGCCUCGACCCCCGCAGGGAUUACCCCGCCGUGCCGCGGCUCCUGCACGGCCUCGGGGAGGGGGCCGCGGCUCUGGGGGACGGACCUCUGGGGAUGCACCUGGGACACCAUGGCCUCGAAGACCUGCAGGUGUGUGUGAUGCAGGGGAUGGAGGAAGGAUCCGCCCUGGGCAUCCUGGACCACUCCGUCAUUAAAAAAGUUCCCAUCCCCUCCAAGCUGAACGGAACCGCCCUGUCGGCGCUCUCCAUAGGGAAGGAGGGCGUGAGCGUGGGAGCCGUGUCCAACCCGGCGGAGGUGUUCUGCUCGGUGCCGGGCCGCCUGUCUCUGCUCAGCUCCACCUCCAAGUACAAGGUGACUGUGGGGGAGGUGCAGCGCCGCCUGUCUCCACCCGAGUGCCUCAACGCAUCGUUGCUGGGCGGAGUCCUACGCAGGGCGAAGUCAAAGAACGGCGGUCGCUGUCUGAGGGAACGUCUGGAGAAGAUUGGGCUGAACCUUCCUGCCGGGCGACGCAAAGCCGCCAACGUGACUCUGCUGACAUCACUGGUGGAGGGUGAGGCGGUCCACCUGGCGCGGGACUUUGGUUACGUGUGUGAGACAGAGUUUCCAGCCAGAGCCACGGCUGAGUUCCUGUGCAGGCAGAGCGACCCGGACCAGCUGCCCACCAGACGCAGCAUGCUGCUGGCCACCAAGGAAAUCUGUAAGGAGUUUAUGGACCUGAUGUCUCAGGACCGCUCCCCGCUUGGCGGCAGCCGGCCCACCCCCUGCCUGGAGCCCGCCAUCCAAGGAAGCCUGACCCACUUCAGCCUGCUGACCCACGGCUUCGGAACCCCGGCCAUCUGCGCGGCGCUGUCCGCCUUCCAGAGCUACCUGAUGGAGGCCAUCAAGCUGCUGGACAAGGAGACAGGAGGGAAGAGCCACCAUGAGAAGGAGAUGAAGCACCGCAAAUGAAGAGAGGGUCAGACUGAGGCUCCUCCCACCGAGCGGCGGGGCUUAGGAUGAACACCUCACAAUGACACAUGGACCUCUGACCUCCGAGUGACGAGGAUUUAAUUUAUUCCUGUUUCUGUGGACCACCAGAACCCUGAGGGUCUGGGUCAGCAAUGAGACCUCCUCUGCAGCAGGGGCUCAUGGGAAAUGAAGUCCUCUCAGAGGAGCUUUUUUAUGUGGUUUUCAGGUGAUGGUAACUUCAGAUAACUGAAUCAUUUUGUACUUUGGGUGUAUGUUUAUUGUUAUUACUGUUAUUAUUACUGUAUUACAGCAUAAAUGUAAUAUAUUAAAGAACUAAGACUCAGUUUAAA
Cyprinodon tularosa is the source of this 1952-nucleotide messenger RNA. RefSeq names its product transcription factor AP-2 epsilon (gene tfap2e). Gene Ontology annotation, biological process: anatomical structure development; regulation of transcription by RNA polymerase II; regulation of cell population proliferation. Bases 313 to 1602 code for a protein of 429 amino acids. The transcript is spliced from 7 exons. Gene Ontology annotation, cellular component: nucleus. The record is from RefSeq and is a predicted model, not a curated record. NCBI's taxonomy places the organism in Eukaryota, Metazoa, Chordata, Actinopteri, Cyprinodontiformes, Cyprinodontidae. Gene Ontology annotation, molecular function: DNA-binding transcription factor activity, RNA polymerase II-specific; RNA polymerase II transcription regulatory region sequence-specific DNA binding.